UUUCUAACAUAUUGCAUAGUUCGUCUUGAAUUACCGUGGCGUACGUUGGAGUGGAAUUUUGGAAAAUCGGUUUUUGAAUGCAUGAAAAUAUGUUGCGAAAAUUCACGAGCUGUAUAGUGGCGGUCACCCUAUUUGUGUUAUGUGGAUUCACAACAAAUGUGCGAGCUGGAGCUUGCAUUGUUCCGCAACCCUUAAAGGGACAAGAAAUGCAUGUACUACGAGUGGAUGAGGACGCUUUACCUUCCGUUAUAGUGCUACCCCGACCGCGCCUGGACGGACGCAUCGUCGGUGGCUACAAGGUGAACAUUACCGAUGCGCCGCAUCAGAUUUCGCUGCAAACGAGUGGAGGACAUAUUUGUGGAGGCUCAAUUAUAGCGAAUCGCUGGGUGCUUACUGCCGCUCACUGCACUGCCGGCAAAACUGCCGAGAAAUUAAAAGUGCGCAUUGGUUCCUCACAGGAAUCUACCGGUGGACAAUUGUUACGCGUCAAGGAGAUCGUACAACAUGAGAAGUUCAAUUACUCAAAUGUCGACUAUGAUUUCUCGCUACUACACCUCGAUAAGGAAAUACAAUAUUCGGAUAACAAGAAAGCGAUUAAAUUGCCCGAGGAAGAGGAUCAAUUUAUGGACGGCGAUAUUUGUUACGUCACCGGUUGGGGUAAUACACAAAAUGCCAGCGAAUCACGUCAGUGGUUGCGUCAAGCCGAAGUGCCACUCUUCAAUCAUGAACUCUGCUCGGAGAAAUAUAAACAAUUCGGUGGUGUCACAGAGCGUAUGGUUUGUGCUGGUUAUAUGGAGGGUGGCAAGGAUGCCUGUCAGGGGGACUCAGGCGGUCCGCUGGUCAGUAAGGAUGGUGUGUUAGUGGGUGUUGUGUCUUGGGGUUAUGGUUGUGCCAAACCUGAAUAUCCUGGCGUGUACUCGCGUGUGCAAUAUGCACGCGAUUGGGUGCGGAAGCAUAGUGGAGUGUAGUGGGAUUCCUUUAUUUAACGAGUGUGUCGAAUGUUUAAAAUAAAUAAAUUUGUAAAUGAAAAUGUUGAAAUA
Messenger RNA from Ceratitis capitata (Mediterranean fruit fly), 1040 nucleotides. Its product is annotated as trypsin-1. Gene Ontology annotation, molecular function: serine-type endopeptidase activity. The record is from RefSeq and is a predicted model, not a curated record. Gene Ontology annotation, biological process: proteolysis. The coding region runs from base 78 to 968 and encodes 296 amino acids. The transcript has 4 exons. Lineage: Eukaryota; Metazoa; Arthropoda; Insecta; Diptera; Tephritidae.